This is a messenger RNA of Symbiodinium pilosum, 1995 nucleotides long. The record is from the annotation of a GenBank genome assembly. NCBI's taxonomy places the organism in Eukaryota, Dinophyceae, Suessiales, Symbiodiniaceae.
AUGCAGUACCGACGCAUGCUGAGCGUGGCACUGGCCCUAUUGGGGUCCGGUAUGGCCUACAAGUCUCACAGCUUCAGCAGCAUGGAUGCAGAUGAUUCUGGCAACCCCAUCCGAAAAGUGGUCUCCAUGAUGGAGAGGAUGGGUAAGAAGAUCGAAGAGGAGGGCAAGCAUGAAGAGGACCUCUAUGACAAGUUCAAAUGCUACUGCAAAAAGACCAUGGGACAGCUUGAGGCCAGCAUCCAGCAGCAGCAGUACAACCCGGUGACCCCUGCAGACAUUGAGAGCAGGGAAGCCGAGAUCAGUGCUCUUGAGCAAGAGGUCACAAAGCUCAAGGAGGACCGCAUUGCAGAGGAGGACUCGCUCAAGGCUGCGGAGGUCCAGCGAGGGAAGGAGCACGAGCACUACGUGGAGGAGCAUACCGAGGAUACCCAGGUUGUGGAUCAGAUCUCCAAAGCGCAGGAGGCUUUGAAAACUGGCUCCUCUACGGCCCUACUCCAGAAGACACCGAUGCUCCGAGCCGCGGACCGCCAUCUGCAUGCCACGGAGAAGCAGCGCCUGGUGUCCUUCCUGUCAGGAGAGAAGAUGGAUCCUGGCUACGUGAUGGGCAUCCUCAGUGGCAUGGCCGACGACACCAAGGAGGAGAUCGUCACUGAUGACAAGAGUGAGGACACCGCAAUUCACACCUUCCAAGAUCUCGAGGGUUCCAAGAAGGUGGAGAUCUCCACGUUGCUGGAGCAGUUCGAGCGCAAAUUGAAGCGCAUUGGUGAGCUGAAGGUGGACGUUGUGAACCUGAAGAAGUCCAUGGAGGGCGCAGGCCAAUCCCUAGCGGAUGACAAGAAGAUGCUGGCGGAGCUAAAGACCACCUGUGAGGCCAAAGCAGCCGCCUGGGAGGAACGCCAGGAGAACCGACGAAAGGAGCUGAUGGCCCUCCAGGAGACGGUGAAGAUCCUGGACUCUGAUAAGUCUUUGGACCUCUUCCGCAAAAAGGCCUCAAGCCUCCUCCAGGUGGAUAAGGAUGUCAAGGGCAAGAAGGACCGCGCCCUGGAAUUGGUGCUUAAGGCCAAGGGCGAGGCUCACCCGGAGCUGAACUUCCUGGCGCUCGCACUCUCCGGCCGCAAGGUGGACUUCAGCAAGAUCGUGAAGAAGAUUGACAGCAUGGUUGAGCUCCUAAAGACCGAGCAGAAGGAUGACGUGAGCAAGAAGGACUACUGCGGCAAGGAGUUCCACGAGGCCGAGCUGAAGGGCAAGUCUGUGGGCUCUGCCAUCACGUCCCUCAGCACCACCGUGGAGCAGUCCAAGGGCGCCAUUGCGCAGCUGGCCACGGAGGUGACCUCUCUGCAGGCAGGACUCGGAGAGCUUGACAAGUCCGUGGCCGCUGCCGGCGAGAAUCGCAAAGCCGAGCAUCAGGACUUCCAGGAGCUCAUUGCCUCCAACAGCCAGGCCGUCCAGCUGCUGGACCUGGCAAAGAAUAAGCUGAACCAGUUCUACAACCCUAGCCAGUUCGUGGACACCACCACCAAGAACCCCUUUGACCCCUAUGCCUUCCUGCAGGCAUCCAGCCACAAGAUGGAGGCCCCUCCUCCCACUUUUGUGGGUGGCUACCAGUCCAAGAUGUCGGAGAGCAAUGGCGUCUUCUCCAUGAUUGCCCAGCUGAAGGCGGACAUCGAACAGGAGAUGGCCCUGGCUAAGUCUGAUGAGGCCAACUCCCAGAAGGACUACGAGAAGACCUUGGCUGAUGCCGCUGAGAAGCGCGACGCGGAUGUGGCUCUGAUCCAGGAUAAGGCUAAGACCAAGGCGGAUCUGGAGACAGACCUCAGCGAUGAUAAGAGCGAGCUCUCCAACAAGAAGAAGGAGGCCUCGGUCAUCAAGGAGGUGGUCAGCAACCUGCACCAGGAGUGCGACUGGCUCCUGGAGCACUUUGAACUCCGCGCCCAGGCCCGGGCCGAAGAGAAGGAGAACCUCGUGCAGGCCAAGACCGUGCUCUCGAGCAUGUGA